AAAAAAUAGCCAGCGAAGUUGCAACUAUGAAAUAUGUCGCUCAAAACACCAGAAUCAGAGUUCCAGAAGUGUAUGCUUGGGAUAGUAAAGCGCAGAAUGACAUAAAAAUUCCGUAUAUAUUGAUGGAACGCCUACCUGGAAAACAUUUAUACAAGAUUUGGGACAAAUUGAACAUUGAACAGAAAAGGAAUGUUUUAAGUCAGAUAGUUGAUGUGUUGUCCGAGUUAUGGAAAUGCAAAUUUAAAAAGAUCGGAUGUAUCUAUAAGAAAUCAUCCAAUCCACCAUUUAAAAUUGGUUCUAUCGUGAGUCCUCUAUUCUACACUGAAGAAAGAAAUGAAAUUCCCAACGCUUCUAGCUAUACUGGCCCUUUUGGCAGCACACGAGAGUGGCUUUAUACCUUGAUUCGUAAAGAAAAGCAAUUCUUUACAAUUCAUGGUGUACAAGAGCUUGUUGAGCAAGAUAAUUUAAAUGAGGCAGAUGCAAAAAAGCGAGUGGAUGAUCUAAAAAAAAGUUUGGACUUGCUUCGAUCCGAACUAUCAAAAGACAACCCUUUUGAUGACUCGAUUGAUAGACCACCAUUUGCUCUCAUUCACGGUGAUUUUGAUGCGCAAAAUAUAUUAGUUGAUGAUGAUAUCAAUAUUGUAGGAAUUAUUGAUUGGGAGUUUUCACAUACAGGAACUCUAUGGGAUAUAUGCAAGUAUCCAAUUUGGAUUCAAGAAGUGGAAGAGCUUGAAGCCCGUGGUGAUGCAGAGGUGGAGGAGAACCGGGAAAAGAAAGAAUUAAGAAAUUUCUUCCGUCAAGAUAUGAUUGCAAAAUUGGGGGAAAUAAGCGGGCAAAUAUUGGACAAAAGAGAGCGAGACAGGAAAAUUGAAGAAUUGGAAGCCAUGUUUACGCUCAUGGUUCACAGAUUUGAUAUUUUAGAGAAAUUGUUAAAGUGCUUUUUUGACGAUCAUUAUAAAGAGAAACAUUUUGACGAUCAUUACAAAGAGAAACAGGGUUGUAUUCUUUGUAAAAGUCUUUGA
Messenger RNA from Acaulospora colombiana, 1022 nucleotides. The record is from the annotation of a GenBank genome assembly. Lineage: Eukaryota; Fungi; Glomeromycota; Glomeromycetes; Diversisporales; Acaulosporaceae.